AUGACUGGUGAAAUUGAUUUCCGUAGUCAUUUACCUCCAUAUAGAUCGUUAUUAACACCAAAUGCCAAAUAUGAUUAUAAGACCCAUUCAUUAAUACCAAUAAAUCAAAAUGAAUUAACUAAAUUAAUAAAUUCAAAUAAGAAUAAAAAUGAUAAGAAUAAAAAUGAUAAUAAUAAGAAGAUUAAAAUGAAAUAUAAAUCAUUGCUUUCUGAUGUUAGUAGAAGAACAUUAUCAAUAAGAAUUAAUAACGUUAAUAAUAUCCAAAAUCAAUUGAAAAAUUUAACAAAUUAUUAUCAAAAUCGAAAGAUUCAAUUUAGAUUUUUACCAAUUGAAAUAUUGGAAUUAAUAUUUUAUUAUAUUAAUGAUUUUGAAUCUUAUAAAAUGUGCUUGUUUGUUAAUAAACAAUUUUAUCAAUUAUCCAAAAGUUUCUUCUAUUCAGAAAUUUCUUUUAGUUCAACUUAUAGAUUUAGUCAAUUCAUAAGUUAUCUUCGAUUGAAUAAAGAUAUUGGAUUAAUGGUUAAAAAAAUUGACUUAUCAGGUAUAAAGCCGUGCAAUUAUUUGUUAAAUGAAGAUGAUGAUGAAAUAUCAACGUUGGAAGAAUCGGAAUCAAAUGGUAAAAUAUUAGCCGGGUGGAGAGAUUGGAAAUUUUUGAAAAAUCCCUUAUAUACAAUUAAUUCCUUGAGUAAAAUUCAAUCAAAUGGUGAAAUAUCAUCAUCAUCCAAAACUUAUAAAUCUUUACAUUCCUAUUCAUCCAAUAAAAUUAAUCAUCGAUUAACAAAUUUUUUAAAAUCAAAGAGAAGGAAGAAGAACAAUUCAAUUAAUUCGAAUUUAAAAGUUAAACCAUCAAAUUAUUUAAUUGAUUUAUCAAAUAGUUCAAAUUUAUCCAGUUACAGACCUUCAAUUCACCCUAAAAUUAAUAAAUUUUUAUAUAAUUAUCAAACUUCCAAAGAUUUACCAAUUGGUUAUAUUUUACAUUUAAUUAAUCUAUGUCCAAAUAUAACUAAAUUAAAUUUAGGUAAUCUAUCAUUAUCAAUUGAUUAUGAAAUUAAUAAAUCAAUGAUUUUCAAAUAUCAAAAUUUUGAUAUUAUUAAUAAUUAUCCAAAAAAUUUAUUAAAUCAAAUUAAUAAUAUAAUGUAUGAUAAUAAUGAAUUAUUAACAAGAAAAGAGGUUGAUUCUUCUUGUAAUUCAUCAAUUUUUUCAAUUAAUUCAUUUUCUAAACCAAUUAGAAAAUAUAAUAGUUUAUUACCUCCAAUCAACUCAAAUGAGUUAUCUUCUUACUUGAAAAAAGGUGAUGGUAAAAUUUAUUUAAGUGAUUUAAAUUUGAAAUCAAUUAAUAAUAAUUACUUAUCAAUCAUAAAUGAAGAUGAAUUAUUGAAUCAUAUUAUAAAGAAUUAUUCAAAUAAUUUAACUUACUUAAACUUAUCUUCAAUUCUUUGGUUAAAUAAAAAACUUAUUAAAAAUUUUGUUCAAAAUUUUUUACUGGAUCAUUUAAAUUCUUUAAUUGAAGAAUUUAAAGAUGACGAUGAUGAUGAUGAUGAUGAUUUAAAUUCGGAUCCAAUUGAUUUAAUCAUGGAUUUUACUGAUUCUGGAAUGUAUAAGAAUCUUAGGUGGGCUAAAUUAAUUGAUUUAAAUGUAAAAUCAGAUCGAAGAUUAAUUUAUAAAAUUAUAAACGAUCAAUUAUUAGAAUCUUUUGAAGAAACUAUCCAAAAUGAUCGUUUGAGAAGAGGUAGAAUCGGUCAAAAUUAUCUUUCUUGA
This is a messenger RNA of Hyphopichia burtonii NRRL Y-1933, 1755 nucleotides long. RefSeq lists its product as uncharacterized. The record is from RefSeq and is a predicted model, not a curated record. Bases 1 to 1755 code for a protein of 584 amino acids. The transcript has a single exon. Lineage: Eukaryota; Fungi; Ascomycota; Pichiomycetes; Serinales; Debaryomycetaceae.